GGUGUAAAAAAUGUCAUCACAAAACCAACCUGAAGUCAAAGUUAAGGGAAUAGACAGAAAAUUAAAACAGUCAGAGAUUGAUUUUAUGAAAAUAAUUGAAGAACAGAAUUUGCAGCGUGUAUUGAAACUGAAAAAAACUCGCAAGAAUAAUUUGUUAGUCGGUGCAUUGCUUGGAUUUGGAGUAUUGGGUAUCUACGGAUAUUCAAUGUUUGCUGUCCAACAAGAAAAAUUCCUUGACGACUUUGAAGAACCAUUAAAGGAAGAAAUUAAACAAUAAAGUAACAUAUUUAAAUUUUUAAUUCAUCCAGUCAUGGCAGCGAGUGUUGUAAAAAGCAUUAUAAAAAGUUCACAUCGUCUCCCACCACUACCAACAAUUCGUGAUCUUAUUCGUUUAUUCAAAUUACGUGCACUGAAGCAGUUUUCACAAAAUUUCCUUAUGGAUCAGCGUUUAACUACCAAAAUUGUAAAAUCCGCUGGUAGAAUUACAGAUGGAUUGGUUUUGGAAGUUGGACCCGGACCAGGAAGCAUAACAAGAUCAAUUUUAGAGCAAUAUCCAAAGCAUUUAGUUGUCGUUGAAAAGGAUAGAAGAUUUAUUCCCAGUCUUGAGCUUUUAGCUGACGCAACAAAAGAUUUGGUUCGAAUGGAUAUAGUGAGAGAUGAUAUUUUAUUAUAUCAGUGCGAACAUGCCUUUCCUGAACAUCCAAAGGUAGAAUGGGAAGAAGAUAAAAGACCAAAUAUUCAUUUAAUUGGAAACUUACCAUUCGCUAUAUCAACAAGAUUGCUUAUCAAUUGGCUUAAAGACAUCAGUUUGAAACGAGGUGCUUGGACUUAUGGUAGAAGCACAAUGAUUUUAACUUUUCAAUUGGAAGUGGCUGAAAGAAUUAUUGCUCCCAUUAGCAGUGAUCAAAGAUGUCGUCUUUCAGUGAUGUCGCAAAUUUGGACAAAGCCAUUAUUGAAAUUCACAAUUCCUGGCGGAGCGUUUAUUCCUCCACCGAAAGUUGACGUCGGUGUUGUUACUUUAAUACCACUUAAAACACCCUUAACGACUCUUCCAUUUGAUCUUGUUGAGAAAGUUUUGCGUUACAUCUUUUCGAUGCGUCAGAAAUAUGUACGUCGAGGUAUUGCCAAUUUAUAUCCUCCAAAAGUUCAGGAAGAGUUAACUCAAUUAACCUUUCAAAUGGCCGAUGUUGAUCCACUUUAUCGAUCAUUUCAAUUGUCGAAUGAGGAAUGCUUAAGACUUGCUGAAAGUUAUAAGAAAAUUAUAGAUGAAAAUUCUGAAUAUGCUGAUUACAAUUAUCGUGCUCCAAAGAGUGAGCGGCUUGAGAUGAUGUAGUUUUUAUUUGUCAUUAGAAUUCAGAAUUAAUAAAUUAGUCAUACGAUAAGUCAUCAAAUCUUUUAUUUUGAAAAAUAUUAUUUGAACAUUUUGCUUUGUUAUUUAGAUUUCCAUCACACAAUUCAAUAAGCAGGAGAUGGCAUUUGUUCGUCAUUUAAAGCAGCUAACAGAUUAGUCACUACCAGCUUUGCCAUCAAGUCGCGUGUUCCAACUGUCGCUGAACCUAAAUGAGGCGUUAUUGUGCAAUUCGGUAUUGUUAACAAAGGAUGAUCUGAUGGCAAUGGUUCCGGUGUCAUCACAUCGAUACCAGCAGCAAAAAUUUUCUUAUUUUUCAAGGCAUCAUAAAGUGCUUCUUGAUCAACAACAUCACCUCGUGCAACAUUAAUUAAGACACUUGUUGGUUUCAUUCUCCCAAACACUUCAGCAUUGAACAUUUUUCGUGUUUCAGUAGUUGAUGGACAAAUGAUGAAUACAAAAUCACUUUUUUCUAUCAAUUCAUCAAAUGUUACAAAUUUUGCAUUAAAUUUAUCUGCUUCGGGUUUUUUGUUAUGGCCACAAUACAAAAGUUCACCAACAUCAAAUCCAGUUAAUCGCUUGGCAACUGUUUGUCCAAUAGCACCGAAACCAACAAUUCCUACAGUUGAUCCCUUAAUGUCGAAUCCUAAAUUCCAUUGCAGCUUUAAUUGCCAUUCGCCAGCUUCAAGUUUCUGCCUUCCUUCUAAGAAUCGUCUGCUUGUAGAAAUGAGAAGUCCCAUCGCAAUGUCAGCUGCGGUAUCAGUCAAAACAUUUUGAGUGUUUCCAAGUGGAAUUUUUCGACGUUUCAAUUCAUUGACAUCAAUAUGAUCAAUUCCAAUUGAAAACGUUGAAACUGCCUUUAACUGAGGUCCAAUCGUGUCAAGAAUUUCUUUAUCAAGCUUUGAGUAAACCCAGAAAAUUCCAUCCAUGCCUUUGCAUUUUGACAAAGUUUCUUCUCGUUCAAUUGUGUCGCAGAUUGUUACAUCGCAAUAUUCAUGCAGCACAUUUAAAGCUGCUUCUGGGCAAUCCCAACAUUGAACUAACACUUUCGGUCGCCAUCCUUUAAAAUCAAACUUUCUGAUUGGUAUUAAUAACGAACGUAAAGCCAUGACUGAAUUUUCUAUUUUUUUCUUGCUUUAAUUAGCGUUUAAAGAGCUUAACUUUAAUCAGAAUUGAUAACAAUUAUGAAAAUAAUGUAAUCAGGGAGCAUUCGCUCAACUGAGUACACUGAAAUGAUUUAAAUUAUGCUGAUCAGUGACAAAAUUUAGAAUUUGAUUUUUGUAAUUUUUGAUGAAAUU
Messenger RNA from Clunio marinus, 2646 nucleotides. NCBI's taxonomy places the organism in Eukaryota, Metazoa, Arthropoda, Insecta, Diptera, Chironomidae. The record is from the annotation of a GenBank genome assembly.